Molecule: messenger RNA, 1313 nt
Organism: Astyanax mexicanus (Mexican tetra)
Lineage: Eukaryota; Metazoa; Chordata; Actinopteri; Characiformes; Acestrorhamphidae
Gene: rpe
Product: ribulose-5-phosphate-3-epimerase
Exons: 6
Coding region: 81-767 (228 amino acids)
Biological process (GO): pentose-phosphate shunt; pentose-phosphate shunt, non-oxidative branch; carbohydrate metabolic process
Cellular component (GO): cytosol
Molecular function (GO): D-ribulose-phosphate 3-epimerase activity; metal ion binding
Source: RefSeq, a predicted model, not a curated record
AAGAAGAAGAAGAAGAAGAAGAAGGAGAAGUAUCACGUUGUUGCUGUUGCUGCUGGUGUUGUUGUUGGUGGAGAGUAAACAUGGCUUACUCCGCUAAAAUCGGGCCCUCGAUCCUCAGCAGUGAUCUGUCUCAGCUCGGGGCGGAGUGCAGGAGGAUGAUGGAGUGUGGAGCUGAUUACCUGCACCUGGAUGUGAUGGACGGACAUUUUGUUCCAAACCUCACAUUUGGUCAUCCCAUGGUGGAAUGUUUACGUAGUGCUGUGGGUCCAGAUCCUUUCUUUGACAUGCACAUGAUGGUUUCCAGACCGGAGCAGUGGGUAAAACCCAUGGCGGCAGCAGGAGCCAAUCAGUACACAUUCCAUUUAGAAGCCACAACCAAUCCUGGAAACCUAAUCAAGGAAAUCCGGGAGAGCGGGAUGAAGGUUGGUCUGGCUAUUAAGCCGAACACCACAGUAGAGGAGUUGGCGCCGUGGGCCGGACAGAUAGAUAUGGCUCUGGUUAUGACGGUGGAGCCGGGGUUUGGGGGUCAGAAGUUUAUGGCGGACAUGAUGCCAAAGGUCAGCUGGUUAAGGAGUCAGUUCCCUUCGUUAGACAUUGAAGUAGAUGGAGGAGUUGGACCGGACACUAUUCACAGAUGUGCCGAGGCAGGGGCUAACAUGAUCGUAUCGGGCAGUGCUGUAGUGAGCAGCGAUGAUCCUCGUGCUGUGAUUGCUCUCCUCAAAGACGUAGUUCUUGAAGCCAUCCAAAAACGAUUUCUGGACCGUUAGCUGCUGUUCCCAUUUUUCCUCUCUCUCUCUUCUUCUUCUUCUCCUCCCUUUUUUAAAUGUACAAGUUACAGAUAAUUGAAGCCUUGAACAGAUGUACUGUAGAUCAUAUCAGUUAUGCCCUGUGGACAGAAGAUUAUGGUGGCCGUCUCCAUUCAUUCUGCUCUUCUGGAGAAAACAGCAUUGUGGGACUUGAUUCUCAUUUUCAGGUGCCUAAAUACACUUUCAGGUAUGUGAUUAAAGAAGACUUUAGUUUAUACGAAUUGAGUCUUGAGCUUAAUCAGCUUAUACGUUUCAUUCCAUUUAAUGUUUAAAACAUUGGCACGUUUAUAAUUUUUUUUGUGUUGCUUUCUAGAGAAUAUGUUUAGGAAAUGGAUUUGGGAAUCAAUCAUUUAUAUCAACACCCAUUACUUUAUUUCAAAAUCACAUAUAUCAUACAUAAACACACAUACACACUGUGUAAAACAUGGUCUGCAGUUGAUUUAAGGUUUUUAAAGGGCACAAAGUGUAAAAUCAUCACUUUUAUGUAAUAAAGGCCGUCAGUCUCUG